UAGAACGAUAAAGAGAAAGAGAGAGAGAGAGAAAGUCUCUCAAACGAGUAGAUGCCAUUUGAUUCCUUCUGUUUUUCUCAGCAGUAUGUCUCUAUAUAUACUCGUAUGUUUCCUUGUUGUUAACCAUAUAUACUAGUUAUUGUAGACUCAAAAAACCAAGAUUGGAAGGUUUUCUUCUCCCUCUCUCAACAAAAUGGUAAAAUCCCAUUUCUGAAUCUCGUGUUCUUCGUACCACGGAAGAAAGGUGGUGCCCGUACCCCCACCUUUCUCCGUCGAUCGAACAAGUUUCCUUUCUACUCAAAACUCUACUAUUAAAUGAACCUUUCACUAAUAAAUUUAUGUUGUAUAUGCUCCAACACCAGGGCAUCUGCAGAGAUGUUAAAACCGGAGUCGGAGUCAACCAAGAAAGGAGGCUUGGUGGAAAUAGAGCUGCACUUUUCGUUUAUGCUAUGGAGGGACUGGAGAACAUGGCAUUCGUCUCCAAUGCCAUAAGUCUUGUUACUUAUUUUAAUGGGUAUAUGAACUUCAGUUUAACGAAAUCAGCCACCUCGCUUACCAACUUCAUGGGAACUUCCUUUCUAUUAACACUGUUUGGAGGCUUCAUCUCAGACACCUUCAUAUCGAGAUUCAAGACUUGCGUCUUGUUUGGAUGCAUAGAAUUAUUGGGCUAUGGCAUCCUAACAGUUCAAGCACAUUUCCAUCAACUAAGACCGAUACCAUGCAAAGUUGUUGAGAAGCACCAAUGCGAAGCAGCAAAUGGUAGCCAAGAGGCAAUGCUUUUCACUGGACUUUACCUUGUUGCAUUUGGUACCAGUGGGGUUAAAUCUGCGUUGUCAGCCUUAGGUGCUGACCAGUUCGAUGAAAAUGACCCUAAAGAAGCAGUUCAUUUGUCUAGUUUUUUCAACUGGUUCUUGUUUAGCCUCACUGCUGGUGCUAUAAUUGGCGUCACUUUUCUUGUCUGGAUAAGCACCAACCGAGGUUGGGAAUGGUCAUUUGCUGUGUGUACUGUUGCUGUCUUGUUAGCUGUACUCUUCUUGUCCAUGGGGAAGUCCUUGUAUCGAAUUAAUGUGCCCAAAGGAAGCCCCAUCCUUCGCUUUGCACAGGUAUUUGCAGCCGCAAUACGGAACCGAAACCUUCCAAUACCAGAGAAGACAGAUGAAUUACAUGAAAUUCAUGACAAGCAAGAAGAAAUCCUGGAAAGAACUGAUCAAUUCAGGUUUCUUGACAGGGCAGCAAUUGUACGGACCAAUAAUGGCGCAUCAACAUCGAUGGCCCCUGGACCCUGGAGACUAUGCACAGUUACACAAGUUGAAGAAACAAAAAUCCUACUUCGCAUGUUACCAAUUAUACUUAGCACAGUCUUUAUGAACACAUGUUUGGCUCAACUCCAGACUUUUACAAUCCAACAGAGCACCACAAUGGACACAAGUUUUAUUGGCUUCCACAUCCCUGGCCCCUCAAUUCCAGUGAUACCUCUGCUUUUCAUGUUUUUUCUGAUCCCCAUAUAUGAUCGCAUUUUUGUUCCAUUGGUUCGGAAGAUCACAGGAAUCCCAACCGGAAUUCGAUACCUUCAACGUAUUGGAGUAGGGCUAGUGCUUUCAGCAAUCUCCAUGGCAGUUUCUGGCAUUGUGGAAACACACCGCAAAUCAGUAGCAAAUGAACACAAUAUGGUAGACUCUACAGAGCCUUUGCCAAUGAGUGUGUUUUGGUUGGGGUUCCAAUAUGCCAUUUUUGGAGCAGCUGAUAUGUUUACUUUGGUUGGUCUGUUAGAAUUUUUCUACGCAGAAAGCUCGGCUGGGAUGAAAUCAUUAAGCACAGCCAUCUCAUGGUGCUCCUUAGCUUUUGGGUACUUCCUGAGCUCAGCGGUCGUGGAGAUAGUGAACAAAGCUAGUGGUGGAUGGUUAGCUAGUGACAAUUUGAACAGAGACAAGUUAAACUACUUCUAUUGGUUAUUGGCAGGGGCAAGCGUGGUGAAUUUUGUAUUUUACUUGGUAUGUGCAUCUUGGUAUAGAUAUAAGAAGGUGGAAGUGAAGAAAGUAGAAAGUUCUGGCGAAGGUGAUGCCAAGGGAAAGGUCGAAUUGAUACAAGUUUAAAAAUGUUAGAGCAAAACAGUAAAAUUCCAAUAGUUUUUCUUCCCAAGGUUGUUUGUUUCUAUGUUGUUGUAUUGGCCUACACUUAAAGUCCUUUUUUAAAGUAUGAUAAAAACAUAUAUAACUACGAGAAAAUAAGAGAAAAAUAUAUAUAUUGUGCACCGUUGUUGUAUAAUGUUGACCAUUAAACUUGAGAUCCAGCAUGAAUAAUAAACCAUUAUCUUAAGAUUUCUCAAAAUAAAGUCGUUACAGUCCAACCAUGAGUAAUACAACCAUUAAGAUUUUUUUGCAGGAUUGUGU
Manihot esculenta (cassava) is the source of this 2390-nucleotide messenger RNA. Its product is annotated as protein NRT1/ PTR FAMILY 4.5. Lineage: Eukaryota; Viridiplantae; Streptophyta; Magnoliopsida; Malpighiales; Euphorbiaceae. Gene Ontology annotation, biological process: transmembrane transport. Gene Ontology annotation, cellular component: membrane. Gene Ontology annotation, molecular function: transmembrane transporter activity. The record is from RefSeq and is a predicted model, not a curated record. The coding region runs from base 339 to 2093 and encodes 584 amino acids. The transcript has 4 exons.